Dermatophagoides pteronyssinus (European house dust mite) is the source of this 2191-nucleotide messenger RNA. Its product is annotated as eukaryotic peptide chain release factor GTP-binding subunit ERF3A-like. The record is from RefSeq and is a predicted model, not a curated record. Gene Ontology annotation, molecular function: GTP binding; GTPase activity. Lineage: Eukaryota; Metazoa; Arthropoda; Arachnida; Sarcoptiformes; Pyroglyphidae.
CACAGCAAGCAAGUCUUUUAUAUUUGCUGAUGUUGAUGCAACGUGUUUAUUUCAUUUUUUUUGCACAAACAAAAAAAUUCUUUAAAAAAUCUUUUGUUCACAUUCGGUUUUCAACAAACAAAAUAAUUUUUUCUCUGAUUUAUUGGUUACGACAACAACAACAGGAAAAUCAUUCGAUUCGAAUCAAAUUGUCGUCGUCGUCGAACAUAAACCUAAAGAAGAAUGGGUGACAAUAAUAAAAAAGAUCAAGAUUUAGCCAAUUUAUCGCAAGGUUUUAGUAAAAAGCUCAAUGUUGAUGCUCGUGAAUUUGUGCCUUCAUUUUUACAGCGGCAACAACCUUCAACAACAACGACGACCACAACAACAUCAAUUCCAGAAUCGCAACAACAACAACAAUCAAAUAAUGAUGCUUCGACGACCAACCUCACCUCCUCCACUCAAUCAUCAUCCGAAUCACAAACAUCAACUGCUCAAUCUUCUAGAAUAAACGCUACUGAUGAUAAUCCGAAAUUACCUGAAGAUCCAGAUGGUCAAGAAGUGGUCGAUGAUUGGGAUGCCGGUGAUAAUGUUGAUGAUGAUGAUGUUGAUGAUGAAGAAGAAGAAGAUGAUGAUGAUGUCGAUGAUGAUGAUGAUGAAACAAUCGAUAAUAAAUUGGAAAAAAAACCACGAACAAAAUUGAAGAAAAAAUCAUCGAAUAAACCAACAAUGAAACAUACAACCAUAACAAAAGAACAUCUAAAUAUUGUUUUCAUUGGUCAUGUUGAUGCAGGAAAAUCAACAAUCGGUGGCCAACUAUUAUAUCUAACCGGUAUGGUUGAUAAACGAACGUUGGAUAAAUAUGAACGUGAAGCAAAAGAAAAAAAUCGUGAAUCAUGGUAUUUAUCAUGGGCAUUGGAUACAAAUCAAGAAGAACGUGAUAAAGGUAAAACUGUUGAAGUUGGUCGUGCAUAUUUCGAGACGGAAAAUAAACAUUUUACUCUGUUGGAUGCACCUGGUCAUCGUGGUUUCGUACCGAAUAUGAUUGGUGGUGCAUGUCAAGCUGAUGUUGCUGUUUUGGUUAUAUCAGCUAGAAAAGGUGAAUUUGAAACCGGAUUUGAACGUGGUGGACAAACACGUGAACAUGCUAUGUUAGCUAAAACUGCAGGUGUAAAACAUUUAAUUGUUUUAAUAAAUAAAAUGGAUGAUCCAACCGUAGAAUGGUCUGAACAACGUUAUCAAGAAUGUCAAGAUAAAUUAUUACCAUAUUUGAAAAAAUGUGGUUUUAAUCCAAAAACUGAAUUAUAUUUUUUACCAUGUUCCGGUUUAACAGGGGCAUUUUUACGUGAUGUUGCGGAUGAAAAAUUAUGUCCUUGGUAUAGGGGACCAUCAUUUUUAGAUUAUCUGGAUAAACUUCCAUCAUUUAAACGACAAAUUGAAGGACCAUUUCGUAUGCCAAUUGUUGAUAAAUAUAAAGAUAUGGGUACAGUUGUUUUCGGAAAAAUUGAAAGUGGUAGUACUGAACGUGGUGCACAAUUAUUAUUAAUGCCAAAUCGUAAAUUAGUGGAAGUACUACAAUUAUGGUCAGAUGAAGAUGAAGUUAGUCAUGUUUCAUCGGGUGAAAAUGUUAAAAUCAAACUAAAAGGUGUUGAAGAAGAAGAAGUUACAGCCGGUUUUGUACUUUGUGAUCCAAAUGAUCCUUGUGCAACUGGUCGUGUGUUUGAUGCACAGGUUGCCAUUCUUGAACAUAAAUCAAUUAUUUGUCCAGGUUAUUCAGCAGUUUUGCAUAUUAAUUCAGCAAUCGAAGAAGUUUGUGUUAAAAAUAUUAUCGAUCUUAUUGAUAAAAAAACUGGCCAACGUUGUAAGGUAAAACCUCGAUUUGUUAAACAAGAUCAAUUAGCAUUAAUGAGAUUAGAAUGUACGGGUGGUAUGGUCUGUAUGGAACCAUUUAGUAAAUUUCAACAAAUGGGACGUUUUACAUUGAGAGAUGAAGGAAAAACAAUUGCUAUUGGUAAAGUGUUACGAAUCGUUGAAUGAGAAAAAUUUGAAAAUUGAAAAAUUCAUCAGUCAAGCCAGCAAGCAUUUACAACCAACAAUCAGCCAAUCUUGAUUGAAUUUUUAUGGUUCUUUUUUUUGUCUUUUUCUUAAAAAAAAUUACGUUAUAUUUUUCUAAUCAAACAAAAAAUGAAUGAAUGAAUGAAAUUGAUGGAGAAAG